This is a messenger RNA of Loxodonta africana (African savanna elephant), 1732 nucleotides long. RefSeq names its product melanoma-associated antigen B2-like. Gene Ontology annotation, biological process: negative regulation of transcription by RNA polymerase II. The record is from RefSeq and is a predicted model, not a curated record. Bases 650 to 1684 code for a protein of 344 amino acids. Lineage: Eukaryota; Metazoa; Chordata; Mammalia; Proboscidea; Elephantidae. The transcript has 2 exons. Gene Ontology annotation, cellular component: nucleus.
ACUGCUUUCGGACCUGGAGGAUCUGGGUAUGGUGACAUAGUGAGUUGCACUCACUAACUCCUAGGGCAUCUCGGGAAGGCGAGGGACCUGGUGAAAGGGGGCAGCCAUGGUGAGAACCUGGUGGAGGACUGAGGCCUCCAAGGAACCGCAGUCAGAACGGGCCCCACCAUGCUGUGAUCACUGAGACAACCUGCCAGGAGUGGUGGCUGAGCUGCUCCUUUAGUUCCUGCUUGUGAGUCCCAGAGGGAUUUGAGGUGUCAAGUUUGAGUAGCAUAGGGGAUGUGCCCUGGCCCUGCCAGCAGGUGAAAUGAUGGCCCUAAGAGUGAACGUAGAAGAACCCCGUAUAACCCAGUACAGAGUCCAUCGUGCCAGGCCCUGCUGUCACCCCGGUAAGCCACAAGCAGAGCUGACAAUCUACAACCUAAACUUUUCUCUAAUUUCCUCUACAGGGUCCUGACCAGGACAGUAGGAGCCUUGUGGGGUCCUAGAGCAGUGCCCUCCAAGAAUCCUGCAAAGGCGGCGUUUGUUAAAGCCAAGGAGGCAUCUCUCUGCUGCAGGGGUGCACAGCCUCUCAGCCUCCCUCCUCCAGUGGGCCCACACCGCCUUUCCUCCUUACACUCCUGCCUGCUGUCCUUGACUAGAGUCGUCAAUGCCUCGUGGUCACAAGAGUAAGCUCCGUGCCCGUGAGAAACGUCGCCAGACCCAAGGUGACGCCCACAGUGCCGAUGGUGCUCAGGCAAUUGCAGCAGAGGAGGAAGGGUCCCCUUCCUCUUCCUCUCCUCCUUUUGAGGGGUCUCCCCCGAGCUCCCCUGCUACUGCCGUUCCCCAGGGGCCUCAGAGCAUCCCGCCCAUCACCACUGGUGCUGCUGGUGCUUCGAGCACAAGAGCUGCUGGAGGGGCCGAGGGCCAAGAUGAGGGAGGUCCAAGUUCCUCUGCGGCCCCAGCCCCCACUGAGAGGUCUCAAAGAGACCCCGUAACCCGGAGGGUGAGCAUGUUGUUGCAGUUCCUGCUGUACAAGUAUAAAAUGAAAGAGCCCAUUACGAAGGCAGAAAUGAUGAAGAUCGUCAACAAAAGGCACAAGGAGCACUUCCCUGACAUCCUGAGGAGAGCCUCUGUGCACCUGGAGGUGGUCUUUGGGCUUGAGCUGAAGGAAGUCGACUCCAAAGGUGAAUCCUAUGCCCUUGUCAGCCAAUUGGAGAUCAGCAAGGAAGAGAAUUUUAUUGGUAGCAGGGGGUUUCCCAAGAAUGGGCUCCUGAUGCCUCUCCUGGGCAUGAUCUACAGGAAUGGCGACCGGGCCACCGAGGAGGAGAUGUGGGCAUUCCUGAAUGUGCUGGGGAUCUACAUUGGGAAGUGGCAUUUCAUGUUUGGGGAGCCCAGGAAGCUCAUCACCAAAGAUUUGGUGCAGGAAGAGUACCUGGAGUACCGGCAGGUGCCCAGCAGUGAUCCUCCACGCUACGAAUUCCUGUGGGGUCCCAGAGCCCACACUGAAGCCAACAAGAAAAAAGUCCUGGAGUUUUUGGCCAAGAUCAGUGCUACCGACCCCGGUGCGUUCCAAGCCGUGUAUGAAGAAUCUGUACGAGAUAUAAAAAAGCAGACUGAGCAAGCAGUGAACCAAGGAAGCACAGGUAGGGGAAGAUUGGUACCACGCCACCUAAGUUUUCCAAGGAACCAAGAAACAAGCUGAACAAAGACAAGAACCUUCCCCCAGAGCCAACAGAGAGAACAAGCCUUC